CGUCAAUCUUUAUCCAUCAAAUCCUUCGAGCUAUUGUCCUGUUGUUUAUCUUCCAACUUCCCAUCUUAAAAUUCUUUUUUCUUAUUCUGUGUUGCUCGGGAGUUGCUCAUCGACAUCCGAUAGACCACCAGUCGAGCCGCAGCACCGGUGAAGGCUAAUAUUGCCCCCCGAGCUAAACCGAUCAGACCCUGCCGCCUAAGAGGCCGCCGUCAUGUCUUUGGGAGAUGUAUUCGGCGUCUUGCUUGAGGAGUAUAUGCCCUCAAUCAUUCUUGCUGCUGUUGCCGUACUUCUGAUCAUUCGCCAACGUCUUGCCAUUCAACUCGAUCCAAGAGAGCCUCCUAUCUUAAAGCCGAGGAUCCCAUAUAUUGGACACAUCAUUGGCUUGUCAAGAUAUCAUGGCGCCUAUUUUGAUAAGCUUUAUGCUCGGAAACCAAUGCCCAUUGCAACCUUGCCGAUGCUCAAUGGCAAGCUCUAUGUGAUCACCGAUCCAGUCAUGGCUCAGAAUGCCUUUCGGCACAAAAACUUAUCCUUUGACCCCUUCACUCUAGAGUUCGCCCAGCGGAUGCUCGGAGUUUCGGAUGAGACGAUGGUUCCAGUGAGCUUUGCCGGUGACGAGAAGAAUCCAAGCUUCCUCUCGGAAUUUGUCAAGGAGAUUCAUAACGCUAUGUCUGGGCAAUAUCUCCACAAAAUGAAUGCAGAUGCUCUCAACGGUGUGGCGGUAUCUAUUAAUGGUCUCGGGAAGACAUUUGAGACUGAGAGUUUGUUUUAUUGGCUGAGGAAAACGAUGACAGUUGCUACCGCCGACGCCCUUUUCGGAUCUCACAAUCCAGUGAAGAGCGAUUCUGAUUUGGUACAGGCACUAUGGGACUUUGAAGGCAGCAUGCUGGGGUUACUUCUCAACAUAUACCCCUCCAUUAUCUUUCCCAAAGCUUAUGAAGGUCGAGCCAAGCUCCAGACCGCCCUCAUCAAGUACUACACUGCCAAGCAUGAUCUCGAGCCAGAUGUGUCUCAGAUGGCGAAGAACAGAGCAGCUUUGUAUAGGAGAAAGGGCAUCUCCGAUACUGAUAUUGGAAAGUUCGAACUAGCUCUCCUCAAUGUGUCCACAGCCAACGCUAUUCCAACCCUAUUUUGGCAACUCUGCUUUAUUUCUGCUGAUCCAAACACCACAGCAACCAUUCGCAAAGAGUUGGAAUCUAUGAUUAGCAUUACCACACUUGACAACGGGAAACGCGAGGCUACCAUCGACAUCACCAAAUUCGAUGUUCACUGCCCAGUCCUUGUAUCUUCCUAUCGUGAAACCAUCCGUCUUGCCAAUGCCCAAAUAGGUGCCAGACGAGCCAUGGAAGACACUAUCCUCACAGACGGCAAAACCGAAUAUCUCCUCCGCGCAGGUUGUGAUAUUCAACUUCCAGCAGGUAUUCCACAUAUGUCCAAGGCAGCAUGGGGACCUGAUGCCUCCUCCUUCAACGCAAAGCGCUUCUUAUCGCCUGAAGACAAAGGUGAAACGAGUGCCAAAGCUCGGAGCGAAGAUAGAGAGCAGAAGAAGAACUACAUUCCCUUUGGUGGAGGAAUUUCGCUUUUGCGGAGAUCUUGGGUGCCGUGGCAGCUUUGUCAAUGGGUUUCGAUGUUAGAAGUAGUGAUGGAGGAUUGAUCGAGGUUCCCGUCUUGGGGAGGGCCAAGAUUGGAGAGGGUAUUUGCAAGCCAACUGGAGAAGGCCUUUUGAUGGGCUCUAAGAUCACAAGGAGAGAUGGUUGGGAAGAUGUGAUCUGGAAAUUUACUUGUUGAUUGCAAUUAGAUAUGAUUCUUGGUAGCUCUAAGCUACUGUAAAGUGGGCAAGAAGGUGUAUGCAAUAUCAAAACCACUACUUCAGUAUCAUCCUUUUGAGAGCAAUAUAUUUCUGAUGG
Molecule: messenger RNA, 1904 nt
Organism: Mollisia scopiformis
Lineage: Eukaryota; Fungi; Ascomycota; Leotiomycetes; Helotiales; Mollisiaceae
Product: cytochrome P450
Exons: 3
Coding region: 212-1651 (479 amino acids)
Molecular function (GO): monooxygenase activity; heme binding; oxidoreductase activity, acting on paired donors, with incorporation or reduction of molecular oxygen
Source: RefSeq, a predicted model, not a curated record